This is a messenger RNA of Acanthosepion pharaonis, 801 nucleotides long. The record is from the annotation of a GenBank genome assembly. NCBI's taxonomy places the organism in Eukaryota, Metazoa, Mollusca, Cephalopoda, Sepiida, Sepiidae.
AUGAUAAUUUAUUUUAGGAUAAUUUAUACUUAUGAUAGAUUUAAGUUUACAUUUAAGUCUAUUUAUCUGUUUCAAUCUGUUCAUAUCUAUCAUCUAUCUAUCUAUCUAUCUAUCUAUCUAUCUAUCUAUCUAAAUCUGUUCAUAUCUAUCUAUUUAUUUAUCUGUUUCAGUAUGUUUAUCUAUGUGUGUCAAUCUGUUCAUAUCUAUCUGUUUCAGUCUUCAUAUCUAUCUAUCUAUCUAUCUAUCUAUCUAUAUCAGUCUGUUCAUAUCUAUCUAUCUAUCUAUCUAUCUAUCUAUCUAUCUAUCUCAGCCUGUCCAUAUCUAUCUAAAUCUAGUCUUUCUUCUCUUUUCCUAUCAACAUAUUCCUUUUUUUUUCUGUUCACACUUCUUCUUCCUCCUGCAUCUUUCUAUCGUAUCCUUUAUUUUUGUUUCCAAUACACACUCCUUUGUUCCUUGCUUCCUCCUGUUUUUAGCAACACACCGCUCUUGUUCGAUUUAUCCUUCUUUCUUUCUUCACCCUUUACCUCUGACAAUUACAUCUGUCACGUUUUUUCAAUAACCUGUCCUCUUAUUGUUCCUUCUUUUUCCUCCUUUUCUUCAUUUAUCCUUUAUUGCAUCACUUCUAUCUCAAUGUCCGUUACUCUCUAUUAUUUCUGUCUCCCUUUGCUCAAACUUAUUUUUACCCGUCAUGUCAUUCAUUCAGACCUACAAAUAAUCUACAUAUUUCUUAAUUUGUACAUCUAUCUAUCUAUCUAUCUAUCUAUCUAUCUAUCUAUCUAUCUAUCUAUCUAUCUAUCAUAA